This is a messenger RNA of Melitaea cinxia (Glanville fritillary), 15283 nucleotides long. It is a transcript of the gene ft, whose product is annotated as cadherin-related tumor suppressor. Gene Ontology annotation, molecular function: cadherin binding; calcium ion binding. Gene Ontology annotation, cellular component: plasma membrane; adherens junction; catenin complex. Lineage: Eukaryota; Metazoa; Arthropoda; Insecta; Lepidoptera; Nymphalidae. The transcript has 9 exons. The record is from RefSeq and is a predicted model, not a curated record. Gene Ontology annotation, biological process: homophilic cell-cell adhesion; adherens junction organization; calcium-dependent cell-cell adhesion. The coding region runs from base 1 to 14970 and encodes 4989 amino acids.
AUGACCAGGAUGGGGCGGUGGCACGUGGUGCUGGUCGCGCUGGCGCUGCUUACCGGCGCGGGCGCUAGCGCCGCCGCCGAACAGAUGCAGUCUCGUGCCGUCGACACCGGUGUAGACCUUCGUGUACCCGAGGCUCAGCCUAUUGGAACUAUUGUCGGAAGAAUCCCUACAAAACCCGGCUUUACGUAUCGCUUUAAUGAACCACCAAAAGAGUUUAUUCUUGAUCCGAUGUCGGGAGAGAUAAAGACGAAUUUAGUUCUCGAUCGCGAAAAUGUAGAUCGUUAUGCGUUUGUUGUUCUUUCGAGUCAUCCCACCUAUCCUAUUGAAGUGAGACUUCGUGUAACGGACGUAAACGAUAAUUAUCCAGAAUUCCCAGAACCCGUAAUAGCUGUAGCGUUUUCCGAAAGUGCGGCUCCGGGUACUAAGUUAUUGUUAGACGCUGCUACCGACAAGGACUUGGGUGAAAAUGGCAUUGCUAAUGAUUACAGAAUAGUAGAUGGUGAUAACGACGAAAAAUUUCGUUUAAAUCUAACAGUUAACCCGAGUGGGCAAACUUCUUAUUUGCAUUUAGAAACUACGGGAAAGCUGGAUAGAGAAACCACAGAUUUUUAUAUUUUGAACAUAUCAGCGCGCGAUGGUGGAAAUCCACCGAAAUAUGGAUAUCUUCAAGUAAACGUUUCUAUUUUGGACGUUAAUGAUAAUCCUCCUAUUUUUGAUCAGAGUGACUUCUCUGUAUCACUUAAUGAAAGUGUACCCCCGGGAACAACAGUUUUAAAAGUAACUGCUACAGAUAGUGAUUUAGGUGACAAUAGUAAAAUAACCUAUGAAGUAACGGAGACCGAAAAACAAUUUGCAGUUGACCCUGAAUCCGGUGUAAUAACAACGGUUAAAAAACUUAAUUGUCCAAAGUAUUGUAGUAAUACAACGUGUAAUAUGACUUGUGUGCUAACCGUUAUAGCAAAGGAUCAUGGGAUUCCACGCCAAGAUGCAAGAACGUAUGUCACCGUUAAUCUUAUAGACGCAAAUGAUCAUGAUCCGGUUAUUACUUUUACUUAUGUGCCACCAACAGCGAGUUUUGCUACUGUUGAUGAAAAUGCAAAAAAUGGAUCAUUGGUAGCUGCCAUUACAGUUACCGAUUUAGAUGCAGGUCUAAAUGGUAGAACAAGUGUGAGUAUCGUAGCAGGAAAUGAAUUAAAUCACUUUCGAUUAGAAAACUCUAGUAGCGUUUACAUUGUUCAUGUAAAUGGCAUUUUAGAUAGGGAAGAAAUAAGUAAAUACAAUUUAACAGUUGUUGCUACUGAUAAAGGUAUACCUGCACGGACUGCUACUUCGUUCCUUGUAAUUCAUGUUAAUGAUGUAAAUGAUCACGAACCAGUAUUUGAAAAAUCAGAAUAUUCAACGGUAUUAAGUGAACUUGCACCUUCUGGAACUUAUGUAGCUGGUAUAACAGCUACUGAUGAAGAUUCUGGUGUAAACGCUGAAAUUUAUUAUGAUUUUUAUGAUGGAAAUCAACAACAAUGGUUUUUAAUUGAUCAUUUUACUGGUUUGGUAACAACAAGAACCGCUUUGGAUAGAGAAAUUCAAGGAACAGUUGAAUUAAAUGUGUCAGCAAGAGACGGUGGGCCAAAUCCUAAAUGGGCUUAUACUAGAUUAAAAAUUACAAUAUUAGAUGAGAACGAUGAAGCACCGUCUUUUCCACAAACACAAAUUAAUGCAACUCUUCAAGAAAAUAUCAAACCUCUGAAAGAAAUACUUAUAAUAACUGCUUCCGACUACGAUCAAGGAACCAACGGUUCAGUGUCAUACUAUUUAUCACCUAGUGUAGAGAGAAAAUAUCCAAACACUUUUACAUUAGACGCUAUAACGGGUCAAUUAAGCGCUGCUACAGAAUUAGAUAGAGAAAAAAUACCAUUAUAUGAAAUUCAAGUGAUUGCUAAAGAUCAAGGAUAUCCACCGCAGUCAUCAACAGCAACAGUAUUUCUUAAAGUUCUUGAUGCAAAUGACAAUGAUCCUGUAUUUUACCCUCAAAGAUAUUUUGAAAGUAUAAGAGAAGACGCAAUUCUUGGAUCGAAGAUACUCAAAGUAAAUGCAAUUGAUUUAGAUGAAGGUGAAAAUGCGAAAGUCGUAUACAAGCUUGAAAGUGGAGGUGACGGAUAUUUUGAUAUUGAACCAAUAACUGGUAAUAUUAUCUUACAAAAAGACUUGCGUAAUUCACCGAAAGAACUGUAUUCUUUGCGCAUAUCGUGUAAAGACAAAGGUAAUAGACGAGCUGUGGAAGAUGCAUUUAUUGAUAUAAUUAAAACUUCGCACUGGAAAAGUCUGGAAUUUGAAGGAUAUAAUGGUUACAACUUCAAAAUAGUUGAAGAUGAAGGAAAUACAAAGUUUCAACACGGUCGUUUUGUUGGUAAAGUUACUACAAGAACAUUAAUUGAGUCAGUAUCGUAUUAUAUAAUGGAAGGAGAUCAAAAACAUGUUUUUAAAAUAGAUGAAAAGGCUGGAACAAUAACAACCGAAUCCAACGUUGAUCGUGAAGAUAAAAUGACCUAUCAUUUGAAAAUUAUGGCUAAAAGUGGACAAGCUUUUGGUUUUACGACUGUAAAUAUUUCGGUGUUGGACAUAAAUGAUAAUUACCCAUAUUUUAUUGAAGGAAAAGAUGAUGUUCGCAUUCCAGAAAAUAUGGCAGUAGGACAGGAGGUGUAUUUUGCCAGGGCCACUGAUCGUGACUCAGGAUCUAAUCGGACUAUUUCUUACGCUUUAAGUUACAACCCUGAUGAUAGUUUUAAAAUAUCUGAGACGACGGGUGUAAUAUAUUUGAAUAGAGCUUUAACAAGUGAACCUGGUACUGUUUUAUCCGUCGAAGUUACAGCUUCUGAUGCUGGUAGACCUGUUCUUGCUACAAAACAUACGAUUACUGCUAUUAUAGAAGAUGUAAAUGAUCAUACUCCCGUAUUUGAUCAUACAUCCUACGAAACCUCUUUGUUAGAGUCGACAUUAGUCAAUACUAGGUUCUUUUCAAUAUCCGCUUCAGAUGCUGAUUUGGGGCCAAAUGGUAGAAUAUCGUAUUCAAUCACUGAAGGAAAUAUGGAUGGAAAAUUUGGGAUUUUUCCUGAUGGUUAUCUUUAUGUAAAAAAUCCACUUGAUAGGGAAGAAAAAGAUUAUUAUUCGUUAACUAUAACAGCGUCUGAUUAUGGCAAACCACCAAGAUCGUCACAAGUUCCGAUUGUUAUUCACGUUUUAGACGAAAACGAUAACAGUCCACAGUUUACCAAUACAACAUUUAUAUUCAAAAUUAAAGAAAACGAGCCUCCUGAUACUUUUGUUGGUAAAUUGACAGCAACAGACAAAGACAUAGGGCGUAAUGCAGAACUGACAUUCAGUUUACCUAUUGCUCAAAAUGACUUUAGAAUAGACUCGAGGAAUGGUUUCAUUAAAACAUUAAAAUCUUUUGAUAGAGAAAACUUAGCUCAGAAUUCUGGUCAAAAUUAUAUAACAUUAACGGUUACAGUUAGUGAUAACGGUAAGGUUCAGUUGUCAGACUCCGUAAGAGUAACCAUAUACAUUACGGAUGUCAAUGAUAACGCACCUAUAUUCGUGCGAACUCCAUAUGCCGUUGAGGUUUCUGAAGGUACUGCGGUAGGAGCUUCUAUUAUGAGAGUUUAUUCUUCAGAUGCCGAUGAAGGUCUUAAUGGAGAUAUAUAUUAUAAAUUAAUAGGAGGAGAUGAUAUGGGCAAAUUCAUGCUAGAUGAAGCUACUGGUCAACUAUUUAUUAACAAACCUUUAGAUCGUGAAUCCGUUGAUCGUUAUCUACUUACAAUAUUGGCGCAUGACUCCGGUCAAGACGUACGUCUUUCUUCUAGUACGACAAUAAGUGUAGAUGUACUUGAUGAAAAUGACAAUGUGCCGUUAUUUACUCAGACGCAAAUGAAAGUUUCAGUUAUAGAAACGGAACCAAUAAAUAAGAAAAUUAUACAAUUUCACGCAACUGAUGCUGACUUAGGUAUAAAUAAGGAAUUGCAAUUUUCUAUUUCUUCGGGAAAUAGGAAAGAAACAUUUUUUAUUGAUAGCUAUUCUGGAGAGCUCUUUCUACAUAAGCAUUUAGAUUACGAGGACUUAACUUCUUAUGUAUUGAAUAUAACUGCUACAGAUAAUGGAAAUCCUAGUCUUUCAUCGAGUAUUUCGUUUAUAGUAAACGUCAUUGACGCAAAUGAUAAUGCACCAGUAUUUACUAAUACUGCUAUUGUUAGACAAAUAAGAGAAGGAAUUCCGACUCAUACUCCUAUUGUUACAGUAACAGCCGAAGAUCCCGAUUCUGGUUUGAAUGGUAAAGUGUACUACUCAAUUACACACCAGGAUCCAAAUGAUAGUAGAAGGCAUUUUGCAAUUAAUAAUAUUACAGGUGUCAUACAUACUUUAUUACCCAUUGAUAGAGAAAGCAUUGACACAUUUAGAAUUACCGUUGUAGCUUAUGACAGAGCCGAACCACCUUUUGCAAGAUUAUCUGCUGAAAAACUAGUGACUGUUAUUGUAGAAGAUAUAAAUGACAAUGCACCUAUCUUUGUUUCGAUGAAUGCUGCUGUAAUUAAUUCUGCAAGAUUAGGUCGAAGUAUGAGUCAUGGAAUAUUCAUUAUGAACGUUUUGGCUCGUGAUCUCGACUCGGGAACGAACGGAUUGGUUACUUAUAAAUUAAUUCAUGGUAGUAACGAUAUAUUCGAUUUACAUAGAAGCAAUGGUGCAUUAACGUUGCGAUACCCUCCCGUGGUCCCGGACGCAAGAUGGAAUCUUGUCAUUAAAGCAACGGACGAAGCUGUGUUAAGUGAGCAGAAAAGUACGGAAACUUACGUGAGUGUUAUAAUGGGUGGAAUGGAACUAGAAGACAUAACAUGGACAAAUGUAGGAUCUAUUAGUGUGUCUGAAAAUGAACCAGCUGGAACGCCUGUGUUGAAUUUAACUAAUAACUAUAAAGGGGGAUUAGAGUAUUAUAUAGUGAAUGUGACUGGUGAUAACAAACAAGUGGACAGAUUAUUUGACAUAGAUUCCUCAUUAGGGAUCUUGUCAACUGCAAUUUCAUUGGACAGAGAAGCUGGCGUUGAUAGAUAUGAAGUUGAAAUUUGUGCUGUAUCUUCGAGUUCCCCGCUGAAAUCAACGAAAACUAAGGUGGAAGUCGUUAUUUUAGACAAGAAUGAUAGUCCACCGGAAUUUAAAAACAUUCCACCGGCAUAUUACGCAUCGGAAGACUUGGCGCCUGGACAACUUAUUGCGACGAUUAUCGCUGAAGAUCCAGAUACCAUAGGAACUAUCACCUACAGUAUACACUCCGAAGAAUCUACGCCCUUCGCGUUAGAUGCCAAAAGCGGACAGUUAACGCUCAAAGAACCACUUGACCGGGAGACAAUAUUGGAAUACCAGGUGGUUAUUAGAGCUGAUGAUGGAGUGCAGUUUACUGAUGUCACAGUUGUUGUUCAGGUAACGGAUACAAACGACAAUCCACCCGUCUUCGAGGAGAGCUCUUAUUCAUUUGCCAUACCAGAGAAUGCUGCAAGAGGUUCCGUGGUAGGAACCGUAUCUGCUAUAGACUUGGACUCCGGGCCUAAUGCUCAGCUGAUCUAUACUGUCAUAUCGGACUGGGCUAACGAUGUUUUUUCACUGAAUCCACAGACCGGAAUAUUUACAUUGACAGCGAGACUUGACUAUGAAGAGACUCAGCACUAUAUACUCGUUGCUCAAGCCCAGGACAAUGGCCAUCCAUCUUUGUCCGGCACUGUAACAGUCUACAUUAAUGUCAUCGACCUGAACGACAAUGCACCAAUUUUUGAUCCCAUGAGUUUCUCUAAUGAAAUUCUCGAAGAUGUGCCAAUAGGUACGUCGGUAGUCACUGUUAGUGCAACUGACAUGGAUUCAGGGCUAAAUGGGAAACUGGUAUAUACCAUAUCAUCUGGGGAUGAAAACCACGACUUUACAAUUUCACCAAACGGAACAAUCUUUACUGCAAAGUCACUUGAUCGAGAAACACUCCCAUUAUACAAUUUGAUAGUUACAGCUAAAGAUUUAGCUAAACCGCCUGAGCCGCAGCUAUCAUCGACUGUCCAGGUAACAAUACAGUUGAAAGAUGUGAAUGACAUGGCUCCUGAAUUUACUUCCCCGGCAAGAACUGCUAUUUCUGAAAACAUUCCUCUCAACACUGUUAUUAUGACGAUAAAGGCGAUUGACAAGGAUGAAGGUCGUAACGGAUAUGUGGAAUAUUUUAUGGUUUCAAGUCCAGAUGUAAAUGGAUAUUUCACAUUAGGAAAUGUAGAUGGAGUUCUACGGGCAACAGGAAAGCUCGAUAGAGAACAAAAAUCAAAUUAUACGAUAUCUAUCACGGCGAAAGAUCGAGGAGAUCCACCUAAUACCACUAAAGCCAAAAUUUAUAUAAAAAUUCUCGAUGAAAAUGAUAACAGUCCGGUGUUUGAUCCGAAACAAUACAGUGCUUCAGUCCCUGAAAAUGCGAGCAUUGGAGCGAGCGUGUUACAAGUUUCGGCAACGGAUAUUGAUGAAGAUGCUAACGGAAGGGUAAGAUAUUCUAUAGCAUCUGGGGAUGAAAAUAGAGAUUUUAGUAUAAGUGAAGAUACUGGUAUUGUUCGAGUAGCAAAAAACUUAAACUUUGAAAGAAAAUCUCGUUACGUUUUGUUAAUAAAAGCAGAAGAUUGCUCUAAAGACGAUGUAAAAUUUGAUACAGCUGAAUUAUCGAUAUCUAUUCAAGAUAUAAACGACAAUCCACCUACGUUUUUAGAUUCACCUUACUUAGCUUAUGUAAUGGAAAAUGUUAUUCCACCAAAUGGGGGAUAUAUCUUAAAAGUUCACGCCUAUGAUGCUGAUUCACCACCAUUUAAUAACCAAGUUCGAUACUUCAUUAAAGAAGGCGACGGCGAUAUUUUCAAAAUUAAUGCUUCUUCUGGACAGAUAUCAUUACUAAGAACAUUAGAUCGCGAAGCUCAGGAAGAAUAUACACUUUCUCUUGUUGCAAUGGAUACAGGUUCACCACCACUUACCGGAUCGGGUACUGUAAAAAUUGUAGUUCAAGAUGUAAAUGACAAUAGUCCUGAUUUUCAAAGACAAAGUUAUAAGACAAGCGUUAAAGAGAACUUACCUCCUGAUACCGUUAUAUUACAUCCAAAAGCAGUUGAUAAAGAUUUUGGAAAUAAUGCAAAAAUAAGAUACAGUCUUCUGGGUGAUAAAUCAGAACGCUUUAAAAUUGACCCUGUAACUGGUGAAAUUUCAACAAACGCAACAUUAGACAGAGAAGACUCGGACACUUACUAUUUGAUAAUUAUGGCUCAAGAUUCGUCAACCACAGACCCUAGAACUGCAACUGCUAAUCUUACUAUUAUAGUAGAAGACGAAAAUGAUAAUACUCCAUCAUUUCCACAAACGAUGUAUGAAGUUUAUAUUUCUGAACGCACCAUGCCUGGGGAUUUUAUUUUCGGUGUGAAAGCAAAAGAUAUCGACAUUGGUCUUAAUAAGAAAAUAAAUUACGAUUUGAAAGGUGAUCACCAAAGUUUAUUUAGUAUAAAUAAAGACACAGGAGUUAUUAAAGCAAAAGAAAACCUGUUAAAAUAUAAAGAUAAAAAUCUGUCUACAUUUAAUCUAGUGAUAGUAGCAACUGAUAGUGGAAUACCAUCAAGACAAAGUUCAACAGAGCUAAUUUUGAUUCCAAAAUCUGGAAAAAAUUUCCCGAAAUUUACAGUAAAUAAUAAAUUAACCUUUUCAUUUUCCGAAGACACACCUGAAGGUGUAUUAGUAACAAGACUUUCUGCAACAUCACCAAAGAAAAGACCUACGGGUUUGUUACAAUAUUCUGUGGCUGGAGGUAAUGUCGGUGAUGCUUUAAGAGUAGAGCCAAUGAGUGGAGAAAUUUUCAUAACAGGUAAAGGUCUUGAUUACGAAACGAUGCCGUUAUAUGAAGUUUGGUUUGAGGUUAAAGAUUCUGACAAUCCACCCCUAAAAUCUUUUAUCGAAAUUGAAAUCAAAGUUACCGACUCUAAUGACAACGCACCUGUCAUAGAAAAUGCAUUGUAUAAUGCAACAGUUCCCGAAGAAGAAUCUCCUCCUCAAUCUGUAAUAAAAAUAGAAGCACAUGAUGAUGAUUCUAAUGAAAAUGGACGAAUAUCUUUUCGACUUGUUAAUGAUUAUGAAGAAACUUUUGUAAUUGAUUCUGAAAGUGGAGAAAUUUUUACAAAUAUUGCACUAGACAGAGAAUCAAUACCUUUUUACGAAAUUUUAGUUGAAGCUGUUGACCAUGGUGUACCACAACUAAUAGGAACAUCGACAGUGCUUGUAUCUGUACUAGAUAAAAAUGACAAUCCGCCAAGAUUUACACGACUCUUCAGUGUUAACGUUACAGAAAAUGCUGAAAUCGGAUCAUUUGUUAUAAGAGUUACCAGUUCUGAUUUGGACAUAGGGUCAAAUGCUAAUGCUACUUACAGUUUUGUUGACAACCCUGGUGAAAAUUUUGUCAUAGACCCUAUUACUGGCAAUGUCACUGUCGCACGAUCUUUAGAUAGAGAAUUACAGGAUGAAUAUAUUUUAAAAGUUGCAGCUAUUGAUGGAGCCUGGAGAUCAGAAACUCCUCUAACAAUCACAAUACAAGAUCAAAAUGAUAAUGCACCGGAAUUUGAAUAUUCUUAUUACAGUUUUAACUUCCCAGAAUUACAAAAUAAGAACAGUUUUGUUGGUCAAGUAAUAGCUAUAGAUAAAGACAAACAAGGUCCUAAUUCUAUUAUAUCUUACUCUUUACAACAAACUUCUGACCUUUUUACAAUAGAUCCAGCUACUGGAGAAAUACUAAGCAAAUUUAUAAUGAAUUAUAAAAGAACCUCUACAUCAGUGAAUUCGUCGCCCGAGAAUACAUACUCUGUCAUUGUUGUAGCAACUGAUAAUGGAAAACCACCAAUGUCAUCAGAAUGUUUGGUAACUAUCAAUGUUGUGGAUGCCAAUAACAAUAAACCGAAGUUUAAAGAUCAUGAAAAAAUGAUACCUGUACCUCAAGAUGCUACACUUGGUGAAAAAAUUAUUAGGCUCGUGGCAGAAGAUACAUUAGACUUUGGAAUUAAUGCUAAAAUUGAGUAUUUGAUCAUAGGUGGCAAUGGAACAAAUUACUUUUCAGUAGACAAAGAAAAUGGAUGGAUAGUUGUAAGUAAACAAUUUUAUUACACUGGCCAAUAUUAUGACCUUGAAGUAAAAGCCGUUGAUCGUGGAGUUCCUCCACAAUCUGAUGAAACAAAACUGACCUUUGUCGUCACAGGUGAAAAUAUUUAUAGUCCUAGAUUCACUGCGUUAAGUUAUCAAGUAAUCGUGCCAGAAAACGAACCUACUGGCUCAUCUAUUUUAACACUGAAUGCAAAUGAUGAAGAUGAAGGUCCCAAUGGUAUCGUGCGAUAUACUAUUACAUCAGGCAAUGAGGGUAAAGAGUUUUACGUAGAUCCAGUCUCCGGUACAAUAAGUAUUUUACGUCCUCUAGACUACGAUGAAAUUCAGGAAUACCGCCUGAAUAUCACCGCUAAGGAUCUAGGAUUUAAACCAAAAGAAACAACGGCUACUGUAACAAUAAUUUUAACAGACAUAAAUGAUAACGCUCCUCAGUUUAAUCAAUCAAAAUACAUCGCUUAUUUACCAGAAAAUUCACCCAUAAAAAGUUUUAUUUUCAAAGUGCAGGCGGUGGAUAUUGAUUCUCCUAAGAAUGCCAUUAUAAAAUAUCAUAUACAAAAAACAGAAAUGAUGUCAUUAUUUCAUAUAGAUCAAAACACUGGUGAAAUUUUUUCUAAUGAGGUUUUUGAUUAUGAAGAAAAAUCUGUUUAUAAUUUAGAAAUAAUGGCUGAAAAUCCUGAUACUGUUAUGAGAAAUACAACUGAAGUAAUUGUACAUAUAACUGGUGUAAACGAGUACUAUCCUAGGUUUAUUCAACCUGUUUUUCACUUCGAUGUCUCAGAGUCAGCUGAAGUAGGAGCAAACGUUGGUGUUAUUCAAGCUACUGACCAGGAUAAUGGGGAGGAUGGUAUAAUUUACUACCUAUUUGUCGGGUCUAGUAACGAUAAAGGAUUUAGUAUUAAUUCGCAGACAGGAGUAAUAAGAGUUGCUAGAUAUUUAGACAGAGAAACACAGAAUAGAGUUGUAUUAACAGUAUUGGCAAAGAAUUCGGGAGGCAUACAUGGAAAUGAUACAGAUGAGGCGCAAGUUAUAAUAUCUAUACAAGACGGUAACGAUCCGCCAGAAUUCCUACGGCAUUAUUACGAGGCAACGAUUUCAGAAGGUGCUAGUAUUGGUCAAGAAGUUAUACAAGUUAAGGCGAUUGAUAAAGAUGUACGACCCCAAAAUAAUCAAUUCAGUUUCUCUAUAAUAGAAGGAAAUACAAAUCAAAGUUUUAAAAUUGACCCACAGAGUGGAGAAAUUGAAGUUGCGAAAAAAUUAGAUAGAGAAACUUUACCGGUAUACUCACUUGUUAUUGGUGCUAUUGAUACAGGUACACCACCACAAACAGGUAUGACUACAGUUAAAAUAACUUUAACAGAUAUAAAUGAUAACGGACCUGUCUUCGAUAUCGAUAAUUUCGAUGGAGCUGUAUAUGAAAAUGAACCACCUAAUACAAGUAUCACAACACUAUCUGCAAAAGAUCCAGAUUUACCACCAAACGGUGCACCGUUUUCAUAUACUAUUGUUGGGGGUAAACAUGAAAGCUAUGUUAAAGUUCACAAGCAUAGUGGAGUUCUACAAACCACGAAAAAAAUCGAUAGGGAAAUAACACCACAUUUAGAUGUUAAAAUUCAAAUUGAAGAUAGUGGUACACCAGUCAUGUAUUCCAACUACACAAUACGAAUAAAAGUAUUAGAUAGAAAUGACAAUCCUCCCACCCCCAGAUCUGUUCACGUUUUGGUUCAUGCGUUUAACAAUGAAAUACCAUCAGGAAAAAUAGCAGACGUGAAACCUAACGAUCUAGAUAUUGUAGGCGAUUACAAAUGCAAAAUUAUUAAAGACCUGUCUGAUAGCACGCUAUCGAUAUUUAGUAUAAGAAGAGGAUGUGAUCUAUAUACAAACGCUAUAAAACCUGGACAGGGUUAUUCAUUUUCAGUAUCUGGUAAUGAUGGUAUACAUAGGGAAGUUAUAUCGUCGAUAAGUGUUGAGUACUUUUCAUUCGAUAAUAACACUGUCGAACAAUCAGUAACAAUGAGUAUAUCAAAUAUGACAUCUUCAGAUUUUCUAACACAUUACUACAGAAUAUUAUUAGAAAUUUUAAGAGAUGGGAUAAAAAAUAAAGAAAAUAUUUAUCUCUAUAGUAUAAAUGAAGUAAAAGAAAAUAUAUACCUAACAAUAGCCAUUAGAGAUGCAAGUUCUGUCUGGAAAAAAGAAAACACUCAGUAUUAUAUUAAAUCAAAAGAGUCAGAAAUUCGCAAAGUAUUAAAAAGACAAGUUAUAAUACCGUAUUAUCCUUGCGCUACUCAUCAGUGUCAAAAUGACGGCAUUUGUACAGACUCAAUCAAUGUAUUGGAAGGUACAAAAAUUACUGAAAGUGCUACAUUAAUAUUAUCAUCACCCCUUGUACGUCACGAUUAUAUUUGUCACUGUACCGAAAGAUUUAUAGGCAACAAUUGUGAAAAACGACAGGAUCCUUGUUCACCUAACCCAUGUCAGUUCGGUGGACAAUGUCGCAAGCAAGGUCAUGAUUUUGUAUGCUCGUGUCCAUCAAGGCGUGAAGGCAAAACUUGUGAGUUAGAAAGAGACGAUGUUUGUAGUAGCAAUCCAUGCAAAAAUGGUGGUUCAUGUAAGGAAAGCACGGAUAGAAAUUCUUUCUUCUGUUUAUGUCGUCCAGGUUACCGUGGUAACCAAUGUGAAGCUUUAGUAGAUUCUUGUAGACCUAACCCGUGUAUGCACGGAGGAAUUUGCAUAAGUCUUAAGCCUGGAUACAGAUGUAGCUGCACGAACGGUCGAUAUGGUACACAUUGUGAUAGUUCAACAUUUGGUUUUAACGAUUUGUCUUUUAUGCAGUUUCCUGCUUUAGAUGCAUCAACAAAUGAUAUAACUAUUAUAUUUGCAACUACUAAGUCAGAUGCUUUACUAUUAUAUAAUUAUGGUGCACAAACUGGAGGCAGAUCAGACUUUAUUGCAAUAGAAUUGCUCGGUGGCAAGCCAGUCUUUUCCUUCGGGGGAGCACGAACUUCUAUAACAUCUGUAGCUUUAAUGAACACUGAUAAAAAUCUUGCUGAUGGAAAUUGGUACAAAUUAACGGCCACAAGAAAUGGUCGUGUUAUAUCACUUAGUAUAGCUUCUUGUACUGACCAUGGUGAUGUUUGUACGGAUUGUGAUCCUGGAGAUGAUUCUUGUUACGACGAUGACACAGGACAAGCAGGAACGUUAAACUUCAAUAACGAACCGCUGUUGAUAGGUGGACUUCAUAAGGCUGACCCAGUUUUAGAAAGACCAGGACAAAUUCAUUCCGAUGACUUUGUUGGAUGUAUGCAUAGUAUAACAAUAAAUGGACGUGUGUUGAAUUUAACAAAUCCCUUAAAAUCACGCGGCGUUGAGCCUUAUUGUGGGCGAAAAGAGAAAGGAGCAUGCUAUAAAGAAGAUAUAUGUGGUACUGGAGAAUGUUUUGACACCUGGAAAACUCAUUAUUGUAAAUGUGACAAUAGUUUAAUUUCACCUGACUGCUCAAAUUCACUCCAAAGUGUCUCUAUAAGUGAAAAUGGAUUUAUAUCGUAUGUAAUUUCAGAAAAACAUAGGAGAAUGCAAUUACUCGAUUCUUUUUAUGGUGGAAGUACAAUAUGGGAUAGAAAAACUGUAAAAGGAAUAGGAAAGAUAAAUAGAUCUAAUAAUCCUGUCAAAUUUUUGUCAUUUUUCUUUAAAACACACAAAAAGGAUGGAGUUUUGUUUUAUGCUGCUACUGACAAAUACUAUACGCUAAUAGAGUUAUUGAGAGGAAAAGUGAGUUACAUUUCUAAGCAAAAUGCUAUGGUAAAUAUGAGUCAAACUGAGCAAGUCGAUGUUGCUGAUGGGAAUUGGCACAACAUAACAUUAAUAGCUCAUGGCCGUAGUAUAAGAUUAAUAGUGGAUAGUAAAAAUGUUGGAGAGGAAUUAGAUACUGCUGGGGUUCAUGAUUUUCUAGAUCCUUAUCUAACAACUAUAUCUUUAGGUGGCAUUAAAGCAGAAUUUAUUUCAGCUUCUAAUAAGUUUGAAGGAUGCAUAGCUAAUUUUACUAUUAAUAAGGAGGUCCAGCCGUUUGUAGGUAAUGGAAGCAUUUUCAAAGAAGUAAUAAAAACAGGAAAGAUUCUCACUGGUUGCCAUAGUGCAUUUGGUGUUGGAAUAGCUCAAAAUCCAGACCCUUUAAGUAUAGGGAUCACUCUUGUCAUAUCGUUCUUCAUAGUACUAAUUGUGGCCAUUUUUGUAUCUUUUGUUGUAUUUCGGCUACGUAAGCAAAAGAAAGAAAAAGAUACAGUCACGGUUGGAAAAAGUAAUAUGGUACAUACAAAACAGAAUGGAGGUCCAGCCAUGCUCAACGCACCUAAUUUAAUAGCUGGAACGAAUGACAGCAUAAUGAACAGAAAUGCCCACAAUAAUGAAACUAGUCUUAAUAGUUAUAUUAAUGAUAAUGCAGAUAUAAUGCGUAACGUUGGCCACAUUGUUGGACCUGAAUUACUUUCGAAAAAAUACAAAGAUCGAGAAAUAAUGAACUUAGAUGCUCCAAGACCUCAGCGACCUGAUAUUAUAGAACGCGAAGUUGUCGGUAAAAGUCCAGCCAUUAGAGAAGACCACCAUCCUUUACCACCUCCUUCAUCAAAUAAUUCUCAUCAUACUCAUGACCACCCAAAUGGAUUGGAUAUUAAUUCUGAAGUACCCGAACAUUAUGAUCUAGAAAAUGCAAGUUCAAUAGCACCUUCCGAUAUAGACAUUGUUUAUCAUUAUAAAGGAUUCCGUGAAGCUAGUGGCGUGAGGAAAUAUAAAGCGACACCUCCGCCAAUUGCUGGAUAUCACCAUAAACAUCAAACUCCUCAGCAUAGACAUUCUCCACACCACCCAAGUGCCUAUCCACCUCGAGUUCUUUCCCAGACAUCACAACAUCCUCCUCAAGCAAGGCAACAUCAGACCACACCAUUAGCCAGAUUAUCACCAAGCAGUGAAUUAAGUCAACAGCCAAGAAUACUAACUCUUCAUGAUAUAUCAGGAAAACCGCUUCAAAGUGCGCUUUUGGCUACAACCUCUAGUUCAGGUGGCGUGGGUAAAGAUGCGUUACAUAGUAAUAGUGAACGGAGCUUAAAUAGUCCUGUUAUGUCACAGUUAAGUGGGCAAAGUUCAUCUGCUGGAAGAAAAACUCCUAGUGCUACGCCACAGGUUUCACAGGUUGUAUCUGUAGGUUCUGGUCUUACAGCAGAAGAAAUUGAAAGGAUGAAUGCUAGACAACGAACUUCCAGUCUAGUAUCAACACUUGACGCCGUUUCAAGCUCAAGUGAAGCGCCUCGAGUUGGAAGUGUUGGACACCAUAUGUCUCAUAGACAUCACUCACCGCCUGUUGACAAUAGGAGCUCUACCGGCUCGGAUGAUGAAAGUGGAAACGAUAGUUUUACCUGUUCUGAAAUAGAAUAUGAUAACAAUAGUAUUAGUGCUGAUAAACCAGAAGAUGUAAGAAGACCAAAUGCUACAAGUGGAAAUAAUAAUAAGAAACCUAUCCUGCCCUAUGAAAGUUUUGAUUCUUCAUUUCGAGGUUCGUUGAGUACUCUUGUUGCUUCAGAUGAUGACCUAGCUCCACACGUAAGUUCAGCUUUGUAUAGACAGGCCAAUGGGUCGCCAGCCCCAUUAGGAUGGGACUACCUAUGGGGACCAAAUUUCGAAAGUAUGAUUGGCGUUUUCAAAGAUAUUGCUGAGCUGCCUGAUUCAGUAAAUGGGCGAAUGUCAUCCUCGCUGAGGCUUCCAAAUGGAACACCGAAACCGUCCGAGGAAUACGUUUAGAUUAAAACGAUGUUAUCAUUGUAAAUACUCUAAUAUUUAGAUUUAAAAAUAUUGUACAAAGUUGUUUGGAUCUUGUAUCAAGGUCCAUAUAAUUUCCUUCUUCUUGCCAUAUUUUGUUGAAUGUAUAGGAUAUAAUUAAGCAUUUAUUUUAAAUGAGUUAAUAUCAUGAACCUCAUUGUGUAUAAUUGUCGAAUAUUGUGUAGAUAUUAAUAUCAUAAGACUAUGGAAUAAUUGAUAAGUUGUUUAAACCUCUUAAGAAGACAGUAUAAAAUUAAUGACAGUAAAAUUUAUAAUUGUUAUAAAAAUUAAAUUC